Messenger RNA from Cololabis saira (Pacific saury), 4748 nucleotides. Its product is annotated as breast cancer type 1 susceptibility protein-like. The record is from RefSeq and is a predicted model, not a curated record. Gene Ontology annotation, cellular component: BRCA1-BARD1 complex; plasma membrane; BRCA1-A complex. Lineage: Eukaryota; Metazoa; Chordata; Actinopteri; Beloniformes; Belonidae. Gene Ontology annotation, biological process: negative regulation of fatty acid biosynthetic process; double-strand break repair via homologous recombination; positive regulation of transcription by RNA polymerase II. The transcript is spliced from 22 exons. Bases 76 to 4341 code for a protein of 1421 amino acids. Gene Ontology annotation, molecular function: metal ion binding; ubiquitin-protein transferase activity.
AAAACUCAAGCGGAUAUUUACAUCUGCACGAAAACAAGGAAAAUCUACCAUAAACUUACCACCUUGCAAAUCAAAAUGAAAACUCCAAAAGCCACGGAUGUUAAAAAGGGCAUUGCUGCCUUGUGGGAGUCUCUGCAGUGUCCCAUAUGCUUGGAUUUAUUGACUGCACCAGUUUCUACUAAGUGUGACCACCAAUUUUGCAAAUUUUGUAUAAUGAAGCUUUUGGACAACUCUAAACAGAACAGGGCUGACUGUCCUGUGUGUAAAACCAAGAUAACCAAAAGGAGUUUGCAGGAGAGUUCUGGGUUUCAAAGACUUGUUGCAGGAUUGCAGGAUAUGAUACAGGCAUAUGAGCUUGACACCGGCACAAACUAUUUCACUGGAUUGUCCCAGCAAAACAGGGCCUUUAGUGACACAGAUGGGGAAACUAUUGAACAUCCUCGCGAAACAUCUGGUGACACAACUGGCAAAGACACAGACAGUGUGGAAAAUAUAAACCAUGAAAAUCCUCCAAGGCCCCUCUCUUCAACUAAAGCAGCCCAGAGUGGAUUUGCAAGACUGAUGGGACUAGAGGACUCUGAUCCUUUAACUACAGAAAACGGAGGCCUGGAUAGCGGCCUUGGUGACGCCCCACUCUCUGAUAAGAAAACGUCCGGCGCAACAGACGAACCAGAACCAGAAACGACAGACAUAACAGAACAGGCUGCAUCUGCACGCAGAAGUAGCAGCAAAAGAACGUCCUCCAAGUUGGAGAAGGCCUCCAACAGUGGAAAUUCAGUCCAAACUCAAGAUGAGGCUGAACCCAAACGUUUAAGGAAGUCUUUAAGGAAUAAGCAGAGAGAAGAUUCGGAGGCUGAAAAGAUCUUUGAGCAAAAAAAGAAGAAAAGUUUAGAUAAAGUUGCUGAGUGGCUUAUGAAAGUUCCUCCUGAAGGAGAUCUGGAGUUGGAGAAACCACGUGAAAAAGAUGAUGAGUCAGACAGCUGUUCAUCCACUUCAACGAUAGAUAUCAAGCUACGCAAUACUGAGGUGAAUUCCAAGAGAGAACAACGCACUAAACGCUUAGAAGAGCAGGUUUUUGGUGCCGUCUACAAACGGAGAUCAAACAGAGACGCCUCUCCUCCACUGAAGGCGUUUGUUGAACCAUCAACAUCUUCACAAACGCAGACACAUCAAGGUGUUUCCAAAGUGAGAAAAGAUCAAACUCCCGAGGACCGACGAAAAAAGGAAGUAAAGGACAUCAGCAGUGACAUUUUUGAAGAAGCAGAACAGAUGGAGGUUGGGCUGGAGUGUGAUACGGCUACAAAUGAUGAAGAGUCGCACCACCUUUCAGAAAGUGAGAAAAGUAAAGGUGACCAGGAGGUCCCCGCUUCUGUGUCUGACACUGAGCAACAGCAACCAGACACAAAGACAAAGAAAGGGACCCGGAGCAAGCUGCAGGAUGUUGAUACUGAUUUGCACGAGCAAGCUCGGGCAAAAUCAGAAGGUGGUGAUCUAAAGAAAGCUGACAGGAGGAAAGCGAAAAACACAAGGUCAGAAAAAAAACUUGCCAAAGUGUCAAACCCUCUUGUUUUGGUAGGAGUUAACAACAAGGAAACCAGUCCAAAAGCUGAAGAAAGAUCAGAACAGAUUCACGUACAAAUAGAGUGCUACCCUAGCAGCGGGGAGAAAGAAAUUCCCAUCGUCAGAAAAGCUAGGAGAAGUAGAAGACUUGAGUUCUUUGCUAAGGAAGUCCAGAAGGGCCCCAAGAGAGUCAGCUUGAACGCCAAUGUACCUAUAAAAGAUUGUGGCGUUGAAAAGCAGUCUAAAGCUGAUGAAGGUGAAAAGCUGGAUAGUAAAGCACCACUUAAAACGGCAAGUCGAUCAAAGGUAGCGAGAAGAAAUGGAUGCAUUUUUGAUCAAGAAAUCGGAGUAAUUGAAAGCAUGGAAAUUGGUGAGAAAACAUGUGAUGUGAGAGCAGCAGACGUGGAGGUGCCUCACGCUGAAGCUCCGUCUGAACCUAAUGCUUCUUUUGAGGUUUCCGUUGUCCCUGACUCAACAAGUCCACAGGACACCGGCGUGGUAAAUCCAACUUUUGAAAGUGGCAAGCUAACGAGCAAUUCCCCACACGGUAUUCAUGAGGGAAUGUCAGACAGCAAACCUAAAUGUCCAGGGGUGGGAAAAGAGGAAGAGAAAAAUGACAGUGAACUGGACACAGAGCAGCUUCUCAAGAGUUUUAAAGCCACGAAGCGGAAGUCUUUCCAUCUGGGAGAACCAAAUGGGAAGAAAAAACGGCAUUCAGGCAAAGACCAGGCGGACGGUACUGAAGCAGAAGAGAAUCAUUCUGAUGGUCCUGAUGCUGAAUUAACACCAACGCAGAUGAUUGGGAGCAUACCUGAGGCUACUAAAGAUACGCAAAACUCACCGUGCAGUGAUUUGAUUUCCCCUUCCAACUCACCGAUCCGGGCAAGAAAAUGUGUUUAUAAGAAACCAGAUCAAGAGGUGGUGGAGGCAGCUACCCUUGAGAUCACCUGUUCAGGUCUGGACAGUGUUGCUGGAAACAGUGGCCUCAGUCCAAAUAAAGUGUCAAAGCGUGACGGAGAAAGUUGUCCUUUUUCCGUUGUCCCUCAAAUAGUUGAUUCUGGUCUCUGCUUCACGGCUGUUGAGCGUGAGGAGCGAAAUGAAACCUCAAAGAGCUUUCAGAUAACAGAGCUUGAUGACGGCAUUUCAGAUGGUCAUUCAGCCCCAGCUGAAGGGAGUUGUGCGGCCAGCGCAGCUGAACAUAACCUAAUUGCAGAGUCCUCCUUAACCCCGGAUGACCUGGUAUCCUCAGCUGCCCAAACGGCCCAUGAAACAGUGACAAAUAGCAAUGGGAGCGGAGAGGUCAGCGGCCGUUCCUCCAUCAGGAGCCGCCUGUCGAAGAAGAGAAGAGCCCAGAGGCUGGAGUCUUCAUCCGAAUGUGAGAGUGACACAUCCAAGGAGGAACUGCUGACGUUGCAGGAAAUCCUCGGAACAUCCUCUCACUCCGCAGUUAAGAAUCAGGAUGAGGGAGACGCGGCUGAGCCUGAAAGAUGUGAGGGUGGUCCACCAGAGCCGCUGAGCCAUUUCCCCGCCUGUCCCAGCCCAGAUUGUGUUGACUCCAGCCAAGCUUCUGUGGACCUGUUUGGCACGCCAGAAGAAUGUGAUGUUCCCGUAACUGAUGCUGGCAUCUCCAUGGAAUCAUCACAGUUCUCAAGUGAAGUCCUUGUAACGCAGCAAAAGAUAGAGAUGAAGAAGGAGCUGGUGAGGCUGGAGAAGAUGAUGGCUCUGGUGUCAGAGGUUCUUCAGGAGAAAGAGGACAGUCCCACCAGAGGAAUCUCUCUGGAAACCCAUCACAGCGCUAAAACUAUGGAUGCUGACGGAGCCCUUCUGUGCGACCAGGAUCCAGGCCAAGGUUCAGAUGGAAAAGAUGCAGGACGAAAACCAAAUGCAGAUCCACGCGACGACAAAGUUGUGACUGACGGCACUUCGAUAUGUCAUGAUGGCAUUACAGAUAUGGCCGUGGAGCUCUGCAGAAAUACAGGACUGGCUGCAACAAGCGCUGGAGCCCCUAAGACACCUGAUACCACGUCAGUAGCCAAAACACCAAAGAAGUGCACUUCCCCUUCAAGCGAGCAAGAAGACAAAGAAAACAACAGUCCUCCGGUUGACAUUCCUAAAGUUAAGCUCGUGCUUGUGUCGUCUGGACUCGGUCCCAACGAACAGAUGAUGGUGAAAAAGUUUGCCAAGAGAGUUGGUGGCCGUGUGGUUUCCCGUGUGACACCGGAGGUGACUCACAUCAUAAUGCGCACCGAUGAGCAGCUGGUUUGUGAGCGCACACUGAAAUACUUCCUUGGAAUAGCAGGCCGGAAGUGGGUGCUGAGUCUCCAGUGGAUUUCUGAGUGCUUCAAACAAAAGAAACUCUUAAAUGAGAGUCCAUUUGAAGUGAAGGGUGAUGUGGUCAAUGGGUCCAACCACCAGGGCCCCUCAAGAGCUCGUACCACUGAAGACAGUAAUCUGCUCAUGAGAGGCUACAAAAUCUGCUUCCAUGGACCGUUCACGGACAUGACUACAGAUGAAAUGGAGUGGAUGGUGGAGCUCUGUGGAGCAGCUGUUAUUAAAGAUCCACUUCUCCUCGACAGCAAACAGAAAUCCCGUCAGCUCAUCAUCGUGCAGCCUCAGUCAGAGUCGUCGUCUUCCACAUACAGAAGUCUUUCCAGAAAAGCCACAGUCGUGACCCGUGGUUGGCUGUUAGACACAGUUGCAACCUACACUCUGAAAAACCUCAACAAUUACACAUGGAGUGAACAUGAGGAACCAUCUACCCACGCUCCUUUCCAGUCAUGACUCAUCUUAUCAUCCCUUUGUCUUUUUAAAUGUUGGAUUCUCUAACUUGAUCCUGUGUAAUAUGUGUGCUUGAUGUAAUGUAUAUAAAGUUAAAUCAACAGAAAAUGCCCGAAUCAAGUUGUUUUUCUGUUCUGCUGUAAACAUGUUAGUAUAAAGACGUAUCAGUCAAAUGCAAACUACAAUAACUGUGCAGUAAAUAUGAAAGUUUCUUCUCCACUGCUCCACCACUGUCACAACUGCAAGUGCUGUUUUCCCUCAUGGCAGUAGGUUUUCCCAACAUGGAUCUUCUAGUUGUGACAUGUUCUGCUCAGGGUUUUCGUUAAUUAUUAAUCAGCCUUUGUGUGGGAACAAAAUAAGACGAAGAAAUUUACAAGAAUGGUUGUAUCAAACAUCAACCUUCAAACAUA